Aspergillus campestris IBT 28561 is the source of this 651-nucleotide messenger RNA. RefSeq names its product putative BYS1 domain protein. The transcript has a single exon. Lineage: Eukaryota; Fungi; Ascomycota; Eurotiomycetes; Eurotiales; Aspergillaceae. Bases 146 to 613 code for a protein of 155 amino acids. The record is from RefSeq and is a predicted model, not a curated record.
UAAAAAGGUAGAUGCAUCCUGCGUCUAUACUACCAUCUCAGCAAGAAAAGACUCAAGUCAAUCAAUCAAUCAAUCAAGCAAGCAUCUCCAGAAUCCCAUCCCCCUCCUCAACCAAACCACCACCUCCUCAAAAAAAACCACCAAAAUGAAAUUCUCCACCCUCGCAACAACCCUCGGCCUCACAGCCCAAGCCACCGCCCUCGGCCGCGCCGUCGUGCACAACAACUGCGCCGAACCCGUCUACCUCUGGUCCGUCGGCGGCGCCGUCGGCCCCCGCCAGACGCUCCACCCGAACGAAAUCUACAGCGAGAGCGUCCGCCACGACGCCGCCUCCGGCGGCGUCUCGCUGAAGAUCACCCGCGGCCCGGACGGCCUGUGGGACGGGUCCGCGCAGACGAACUUCGCGUACUCGCUGACCGGCGAUCGCGUGUGGUAUGAUUUGUCGAAUGUGUUUGGGGCGCCGUUUGAGGGGGAUGCGCUCAGUGUGAAUAGUGAUGAUCCGAGCUGUGGGAAUAUCUGUUGGGCGGAUGGCGUGAACCCGGGUGGGAACCAUGUUAGGGAUUGUUCGGCGGAGGCGACUGAGGUUUUGACGCUUUGCGCGUGGGAUUGUUAGUUACAUUCCCGGGUUGCUGGGUAUUGGAUUGGAUUGGU